UCUCAACCGAGCUCAUCUCAUCUCUACUCUGCUCCGCAUCAGCUCAAGAAGCUAGCUACAAGGUCAGGCAGAUACUGCAAUGGCGUCGGCAGCGAAGGCGUCGUGGAUGGCGGCCAUGAGCGUGGGCGCGGUGGAGUCGCUCAAGGACCAGGUGGGCCUCUGCCGCUGGAACUACGCGCUACGCUCGGUGCACCGCGCCGCCAGGGCCAGCAUCGGCGGUGGCGCGGGGAGACUGACUCCGACGGCGGUGGAGAGGCGGAGGGCCAAGGAGGCCGAGGAGGGGCUCCGCACAGUGAUGUACCUCAGCUGCUGGGGCCCCAAUUGAGCCAGCUAAUCAUGCUAAUUAGUUGCUACUAGGAGAGCUUGUUUGUAUAAAUUGUAGGGAAUUAAGAGCCUUGGCUAAUCCUAGCGAUACCAGGAUCUUGGCUCUCUGUACAUGCUGUUGCUGAUGACGAUGAAAACUUUUUGCCUUUUUGUGACCUGAAAAAUACUUGAUCCAUGUCUGAAAUUAUCUUGCGUACUACUACUAGCAUGGUGUGUGAUGUGUUACAAGAACAGAGCUGUGUAUCAAGGCAAUGGCCAAUCACUGUGUGCUUCCUCGAUCACACACACCAGGGAGCUCAGCUGAGGCGUCAAUCACCAAACCAACUGGAGCAGUAAGAGAUGUU
Molecule: messenger RNA, 668 nt
Organism: Phragmites australis (common reed)
Lineage: Eukaryota; Viridiplantae; Streptophyta; Magnoliopsida; Poales; Poaceae
Exons: 1
Coding region: 80-325 (81 amino acids)
Source: RefSeq, a predicted model, not a curated record